Scophthalmus maximus (turbot) is the source of this 2476-nucleotide messenger RNA. Its product is annotated as lysophosphatidic acid receptor 6. Gene Ontology annotation, cellular component: membrane. Gene Ontology annotation, biological process: positive regulation of Rho protein signal transduction; phospholipase C-activating G protein-coupled receptor signaling pathway. The transcript has a single exon. Gene Ontology annotation, molecular function: lysophosphatidic acid receptor activity. The coding region runs from base 525 to 1631 and encodes 368 amino acids. The record is from RefSeq and is a predicted model, not a curated record. NCBI's taxonomy places the organism in Eukaryota, Metazoa, Chordata, Actinopteri, Pleuronectiformes, Scophthalmidae.
GCCUCUCACUUGCAGCCUGCCAUGAGGAUUCAGAUUUACGGUCAGACAGGAGCAGAGUAACAACCACCAUGCACCCCAUUUCCUAGAAAAUCUGCUGCAGAAACAUACGGAAGUACGAGAGAAAAGCAGAACGAGAUGACUGUUCACCGACUUGAGCAAAGACACGUGAUUCUUCUCUAAAAAGGGAUUCACAUUUCGACUGCUGAAGACAACUGAAAACUCUACUCAAACAAGGAUUAUUGGACGUGGAGGGAGGCUUUCGCGUGGGGAAAAGUGAUGUAAAGAAUUGUACAUACGAUUACAGGUAUUUUGUGGAGUUGCUGUGAAAUUUUCUUCUCAGUAUUUCCUAACACGAACACACUGGGCUUUUUUCCUCUCACCAAAUUAAAUUGACAUUGUUUUCCUGCCUGUUGCUCAUGGACGGAUUAACAAGUUGAACUUGGAUUUUUCUUUUUUUUUGACACAAGCACUCAACUGACAAGAAAAAUUUCACUCUGUAAUUGUUCCAGACUUACCAGCUAAAGAUGUAUUAUAGCACCCCAGAAAUUCAGAACAUCAGUACACUGGGUGUCACUCACAGUAACGUGAAUUGCAAUAAGAGCGAUGACUUCAAGUACCCUAUGUACAGCUCUGUUUUCAGCGUGGUGUUUGUGGUCGGACUUUUCUUCAACAUGGUUGCUGUAUACAUUUUUGGGUGUACACUGAAGCUGCGAAAUGAGACCACGACAUAUAUGAUCAACCUCGUUGUUUCAGACUCUCUCUUCGUUCUCAGUUUGCCUUUUCGGAUCGUUUACUUCAUUAAACGUGAAUGGCUAUUUGGAAGUGUGCUCUGCAAGAUCUCGGUGGCCCUUUUCUACACAAACAUGUAUGGCAGCAUCCUCUUUCUCACGUGCAUCAGUGUCGACCGCUUUCUGGCCAUUGUGCACCCGUUCCGGUCCCAGACUAUUCGUACUAAAAGGAAUGCCAAACUGGCCUGCUGUACGGUGUGGGUGAUGAUUCUUUCUGGAAGUAUACCCACAGGCUUUCUUUUGGACACCACUUCACCCAUAAAUGCCAACUCCUCCUCUAAUUUCUGCUUUGAAAACUACUCCAAAAAACAGUGGAAGGCUGAGCUGUCGAAGGUAGUGGUGUUUAUUGAGACUGUGGGCUUCAUCAUCCCAUUGCUGGUCAAUGUGUUCUGCUCGCUCAUGGUGCUACGGACACUGAGAAAACCGCAAGCCAUUAGCCGUGGGGGGAACCUAAACAAGGCAAAAAUCCUGAGAAUGAUCCUUGUGCAUCUGCUCAUCUUCUGCUUCUGUUUCAUUCCCUACAAUGUCAAUCUCAUCUUCUACGCCCUGGUGCGCUCCAAUGUCCUGAAGGGAUGUUAUGUAGAAUAUGUGGUCAGAACCAUCUACCCUAUUGCUCUGUGCAUAGCAGUGACCAACUGCUGCUUUGAUCCAGUCAUUUACUACUUCACUUCAGAAACCAUUCAGAGCUCCAUCCGACGCAAGUCCACAGUAUGGUACAACAGUGCCAAGCUAUUCGAAAGACUUCAGGUGGACAGCACACAAAGUAGCCCAAUUUCAACACCAAAAAGCCUGACCCUGAGGACUCUGAGGUCAAAAAUGUCUGCCAGUGAGUCAACAGUCUGAUGAAAACUCUUUUGUGAGACUUGAUUAACAAUUCAGAUGAAACUAGGUUUGAGUCGGAAGACGUAGGUGGAAACAGGCUGUUAAGAUCAUAACAACACAUACGUAAACAACUGUUUCUAAGGAGUCACUCUCUCAAUGCCUACUGGACACCAAAGGGAAUUUCGUCUGGGACUCAGGACACUGAUCACUCCAAGAGGAAGUCAAACAUCUGACAAGAAGAAAAGUGUGUUGCGGCAUGAACACCUUUGAUCGGUGUGCCAAUUCAUGAUGCAGUAUGAAAAAAGAAUGAAAACUAUUUUAUUGAAUCAGUUAAGAUUUUAAAGCGUGCAUUAGGAAAUGGCAGGCGUGUAAGCAUCGCACUGUGCAUGGGGCUGCAAAAAACCAUCAGCUUUGGCACAUAAGACAUUGUAUUUGUUGUUCUUUUCCUCAGAGCAGAUUUGAAUUUUGGAAAAUUCUUCUUUAGAGAUGCUGAACCAGUAUUACAACUUUUUUUAUAUGUACUGCGCUGGGCAGUUUUUAAAUAUUUGUGGCCUCAACAAGGCUUUUAAGCACUUUAAAUAGCAGUGUGUUCAGUAACAGCAUUUACCCCUUAUACUGAAUGAAAAUAAACAGUUAUUAAUUUAAUUAUUUUGAGUUUUAGGUUCACUACUUGUUUGGUGGCAUGGAGCAUUGUGAAAUGUCUGACAUCAGAAUGUAUCAGUUGCCUGUACGUCUCUUUGGGUGCUUCCUAUUGCUCAUUUACCUGUAUAGAUUAGUCAUACCUGUACGAGCAACACAGCCACACAUAGUGUGGUUGGCCAAUUGCAUGAACACACAAUGACUCAAUAAAUUUCAAACACAGAUUA